GUCCGCUCUCAGGAAUCUCAGGAUCCUCUUUACAGGACAGGAGCUACUGUACAUAACCUCUUUGACAACGACAGAAUUAGCGACGAAAGAAUAUAGUUAAAAUUUAUAAUGAACAUAGUAAUUGAUACAAGAGGUAAUACUGGCCUGGCAAAUAAAGAUCGAUUAAUAGACAGUGAUGAUGACGAUGUGGAAAUUAAGACUAUUGAUGUCGAUCCAGUAAGGAUAUAUGAUGCAGAUUAUUUAGGCAUUGACAAGAAAGAACAACCAAAAAAGAAAAAAUCCGUUUCCUGCAAAGAUUUUGAUCUUGAAAAGUUUGAAAUCGAUAUGGGUUGGAAAUCCAAGAAGGAAGUGGUCUUUGAACCAACAGAAGAAUUAGCGCAUAUAAGAAAAGAGGUAAAUCCAUUGGACAAAAUUUUAGAGAAGAGUGUUAUCAAAUCUGAUUUUGAACAUUUGCAUGUCGUACCACCCUACGAGUUGAGCAAACACCAAUUGAAGGUCCAAAAACGACGCGAGAAACGAAAGAUGGGAAUGGGUGCAGAGUGGUUUAACAUGCGUGCGCCUCAAAUAACACCAGAGAUUAGACAUGACCUCGAAGUGCUAAGAAUGAGAUCUGCGUUAGAUCCUAAACAUUUUUACAAAAAGAAUGACAUGAAAGCGUUACCUAAACAUUUCCAUGUCGGCAAAGUUAUUGACUCUCCGAUGGAUUUCUACUCUUCGCGUCUUACAAAGAAAGAACGCAAGAAAACAAUCGUUGACGAGCUUAUGGCAGACGCGCAGUUUACAAAAUAUAACAAGCGUAAAUAUAAAGAGAUUAUUGAGGAAAAGCAAAAGACGCACUACAAGGCACACAGGCAUGCAAAACGACUUAAAAGAAAGAAGUAAUAUAUUUAUCACUAUUAUAUAAAGUACAUGUAUUACAUGAGGUGUAUACGUUAUAUAUGCAAGAAAUAAAUAUUAAAAAUUGUA
Wasmannia auropunctata (little fire ant) is the source of this 966-nucleotide messenger RNA. Its product is annotated as deoxynucleotidyltransferase terminal-interacting protein 2. The transcript is spliced from 2 exons. NCBI's taxonomy places the organism in Eukaryota, Metazoa, Arthropoda, Insecta, Hymenoptera, Formicidae. The coding region runs from base 109 to 882 and encodes 257 amino acids. The record is from RefSeq and is a predicted model, not a curated record. Gene Ontology annotation, cellular component: nucleolus. Gene Ontology annotation, biological process: RNA processing. Gene Ontology annotation, molecular function: RNA binding.